AUGCCUGGUCCAGCAUAUGCUAGUGGUAAGCGAGGAAAGACAAUUCAUUUGCGAAGUGUGAUACACACUUUUACAGGUUCAUCGAACCCUGAUAGCACAAAGUACAAAGGUCUCGAAGACGAACGAUCUCCUAUAGAAAUAAAUGACUCCUUUUUGGCACAACUCUACAAGAAACUAGGAGAUAAAACCUGUGGCUACCAUGAGCGGGCUCAAACGGCAGUCGAGGUAAGACAACGAUUGGAUGAAUUUCAAGCGGACUUUAUACCUUCCUUAUGGUCUUCUGCAAAUGACCUUGUGGCACUUGAAGUACCCCAAUCUACCAGAAGAGUUGCCUUGGAGCUACUACUUGAAUGUGUGAAUAGGUGUGAAGACGAAUCCCUAAGAUACAACUACCUUCGCACUACAUUGGAUUUGUUGAAAUCGUCCUUGGAGGAAGGAGAAUCGAGUAUAGACCCCAACAUGGACCUACUACUAGCCUGCCUGAAAGAAUGUCUCUGCGGUACCACGCUAAGCGAUGAGGAAAGUACCCUUUCAGCUUGCGUUAUUGAAGAGGUCAUUAGCGAGGCUCUGCGAGAUCCUAAAAAAAUGCCCACUGUAUCUAUACCAAUCUUGAUUGAUAUUGUUAUGCAUGCUAAAACACUGGUACGAGAAAGUAGCAUGCUAGAGCUGAUGAACUUUUUGUCCUUCUUCCUAGCUGUACCUGAUGCAAACAACGCGGAACUUCAUCUUUGUAUACUGGACUACAUGUUGUAUCUUGUGCGGCAACAUGAGACUCUAUUAUCCCCAAAAGUCAUUCAUCAGCUAGUUGUUUUUUCGGAAAGGAUGUCACAAUCAAAUGAUGCUCGUCAUGUUGCAAAACUAAGCUGUAUGUUACGAGCUUUGGCAGGGUCGGCUCCCAAGAAAGAGUUUUUCAAUCAACUUUUGCAAUUAACUACUGAGAAAAAAGGAAGCUGGGACUUUGUGCUCGAACGUUAUGCAACUUACUUCGUCGAAUCUUCAAAUGGUAAUGGUGGUAGUAAGGAUGAGAUAGAAAUAUUGUUGAACAAGCUGUACUGUAUGAAAAAAGACAAAAUAACGCUAAAAAUAAUUGAACAGCUAUGUGAAAACUCUAGUGGGAACCAGACAUUGGAAAGUGAGGAAAUAUCUGCUGAUAGCUUGAUAUGGGCUUUGAUUAGAUCGAUACUCACCAGGCUUGGAGAUAGUUGUACCAAAACUCAAUUCACAAACACUCUUCUCAAUCUUCUCGCAAAUAAUGAUUCAAUAACGCCUCCAUCGGUCGAUAAGCUCAUUCAACUCAUCUGUGAGUUGCAGUUGCAGGUUGAUUUUAGCGGUUUGAUUGGUCUUGCAAGUUCUCGUCGACAAGAGUUACGCGAUAUUGCAACUCUGACUAUGAUUACCGAUCGAGUAUUAGUUCCAGACGCUCCACAGCAUUGUCAGCUGUUCGAGCUAUUAACCUCGCUGAUGCAAGAAACCGAAUUCGGGCCACUUUCCAAUGAGAAGCACGUAUUCGCAUUGAUUACCAACAUAUUCAUGAGAAUUCGAACGAUAGAGCUUUCAGAGAUCGCAUGCUCAUUUUGCGCCGAACUGACAUAUCUGUGCUUACAACGCCUCUCAACUAAGCAUUUUUCGUCGUUGAUCCACGAUCAAAUACUGCUUGAUAUAAAGGCUAUUCUUGCCAAGAAAAAACGCAGAAAGAGCAUUGUGAAUACAAUAGGAACCUUUGGCAGGUCCAAGCAACCUAUUGAUCAAAAACUGUUUAAAGUUGACGCCCUCGUAGAAUGCCUGGUAAAAGGCUUUAUCUGGAGCGCUACGGAAGUGACAGGGUACAAAACCCCAAUACUAUUCGACACUUUGUACUCUGUGUACAACGUUGCAGAAAAAUGUGCCCAUGAAAAUACGUUGCUUACAAUCGCUCGCGCAAUGGUUCGGAUACGAUGUGAUUCUACAGGUUUUUUCUAUUUUACCAACCCUAAGGAUGCUGUUGGGAUCAGCUCGGCACUUGGUAGGUUCAAGGAUGAUUUGCAAAAUAAAGAUUUAAAAUGGUUCUUCCCAGAAAAACUAGCCUAUAUCGAUGAAUCAUUGCUCUAUGUGCGAAAUAAGAAUGUUCUUUUUGCCGCCGGGGACAAACCUCGGUGUAUCGAUAUGGCUAAGUGGCUCUCCUUGGCAGUCAACACAAUUAAAGCCCCAAUGGCCUGGGAUAUUUAUUCAUACUUACUCACGCAUCUUUGUUCCCAAUUGGCCGAAGUUGCUCUAUUUCAAGAUCAUCCUGGUCUUAUCAAUGAUUUGAAAACUGUUAUUUGCCAACAUUUGACGUCUAAACUCCCAUCCACAGUGGAACUGGAGGGAAGCGCUUCUCGUUGUAAUUUGCAAGCCGCGUUCGUGAGAAAUUUAUCGUCUGUACUGGCUUAUCAUCCUUAUGAACCUAAAGAAUUUGCUGAUGAGAUAGUAAGUGCUAUUGUGAUUGGCGUGGCAUCUUGGGAGAAGACUUUAAUUCCAGUCCUCCAUAUCCUGUGCGUUAGUUGCUACGAAGUUCCUUUAUCUGUUCAAAAGAACUUGUCUCCAAUGUUGCUCCAGAUUCAAAAGAGAAUGACAAAUUGUUAUGCCAUUCCAUCAAUCUUGGAGUUUUUUAUAGCAUUGAAAAACUCCCCUACAGUAAUUAUGAAUUUGACAGUUGAAGAGAUCAAGCGGGUUUUCGCAAUCGUGUUCAAACUAAUUGAGUACUCAGUUGAUCUAACGCUGAGAUCGAAAGUCUCUGCCAAUGAAGCACCAAAGCCAAAGACUUCUCAACCUCAAAACCAAGAGUAUGAGGUUGAAAUCUCAUCAUCUACUGAAACGUUCUUCGUUGGUGAGGCAAUGGCCGAAUUUUUCGAAUAUCAAUCGUUUAUGGUACUCACCUUUUGGUAUCUGUGUCUCAAUUCCACCCGAAAGAAAGAGCUAUUCCCUUUUGUCAUGGGCGGUUUACAGAAAUUACAGGAUGUGGAAGGUCUAAAAUAUGAUGUUCUCGCUCAUGUGGAUUUUAUAACCAGGUCACAAUUCAUCAGCCAGGGAGACUGGAAUAUCGAUGAAAGUGAGAGUGAAGUGAUCGAAGGCCAUACAGAUUCGGCCCGUUGGAUUCAUAACACGACUUUGAUAUCCAUCAAAUCGAGGCGGAAACGAGCGGUGAUUACCGUUUGGAAACCUACUUGCACUUUAUCAUUUGCAUUCGAACCUCUAGCUAAAGUCGAACAACAAGAGUACAAACUCUUUGAUUUCGAAAAGCCCAAAGAUUCUGCGACAGCCACUGACGAUCUGGAGUUGAGCGAUUGUACGAGACCGAAAGUGCUUCUCACCCAGUUGUGUUAUUUGCUCGGAAUACCAGAAGUUGAGCAAGAUAGAAUGCUGAGGGUCCCCGACGACCCCAUCUUGAACCGAUCCAUCAGUACACUUGAUCGUGUCCCGAAUAAGGAACUUCAAAAGACCGGAAUCAUCUAUAUUGGUCCAAACCAAAACACCGAAGAACAAAUCCUGAACAACACCAAAGGAACCUAUCAGUACAAUUGGUUCUUAAGCCAGAUGGGUUACUUUAUCAAGUUAAGUGAAAGACGCAAACUAUUCUACAUUGGCGGAUUAGAAGAUGUUAUCGAUGGAGAGUAUGCGCUGGUCUGGAGCGACGAGGCUACCCAAAUAGCUUUCCAUACAGUAACUUUAUUUCCGGAAACCAGCGACUUAUCGAGCAAGAAAAAACAUGUAGGCAACAACUUUGUCAAUAUCUUCUACGAUGAAUCGGGACUUCCAGAUUUCAAUUUCAACAUAAUCAAGAGCCAAUUUACAUUUAUCAGCAUAGUCAUCACUCCACACACCACUCACGAUUCGCCUAAAAUAUCCGACCGUUACACUGUCAAGCUCUACAGAAGAACAGGUACGCCAGGACUAUUCUCUUGCGCUCAUUUUAAGAUCCUCACCAAGCACCAUCUAGCAAGAUACGUCCGUCAUAUCUCGCAAAUAGCCAACGCUCUCGCUCAAAAGAUACACGAGCAGCACUCGCUUUACGCUUGCUCAGCCUGGGGUAUUCGUUGCAAACACUUAAACACUAUACGAGAGCGAGUUGCAAGGUCCCAAGGCAUAAAUUCGAAGCAUUAA
Molecule: messenger RNA, 4119 nt
Organism: Torulaspora delbrueckii
Lineage: Eukaryota; Fungi; Ascomycota; Saccharomycetes; Saccharomycetales; Saccharomycetaceae
Exons: 1
Coding region: 1-4119 (1372 amino acids)
Biological process (GO): positive regulation of GTPase activity; regulation of small GTPase mediated signal transduction; negative regulation of TOR signaling
Cellular component (GO): TSC1-TSC2 complex; cytoplasm; nucleus
Molecular function (GO): GTPase activator activity
Source: RefSeq, a predicted model, not a curated record